CUAAGCCCCGCCCCUCCGGGGCGGAGUCACGGCUCGCGACUGGCCUAAAUCGCCGCAGAACUGCCACGUGGGGAUGAGAUUUACCGGGCAGGUAGCGGCGGCGGCUGCGGGAGGUCCCGCCCACGUGAAGCCAACCUAACUGAGCUCUGGACUUUGGGGACAGUUGUCAGCGGCCUAGGCCGCAGGACACCAUGAAGCAGUUGCCAGUCUUGGAACCUGGAGACAAGCCCAGGAAAGCAACAUGGUACACCUUGACUCUCCCUGGUGACAGCCCCUGUGCUCGAGUUGGCCACAGCUGUUCAUAUUUACCCCCAGUUGGUAAUGCCAAGAGAGGGAAGGUCUUCAUCGUUGGCGGAGCAAAUCCAAACAGGAGCUUCUCAGACGUGCACGCCAUGGAUCUGGGAAAACACCAGUGGGACUUAGUUACCUGCAAGGGCCUCUUGCCCCGCUAUGAACAUGCUAGCUUCAUUCCCUCCUGCACAUCUGACCAUAUCUGGGUAUUUGGAGGUGCCAACCAAUCAGGAAAUCGAAAUUGUCUACAAGUCCUGAAUCCUGAAACCAAGAUGUGGACCACGCCAGAAGUGACCAGCCCCCCACCAUCCCCAAGAACAUUCCACACAUCAUCCGCAGCCAUUGGAAACCAGCUGUAUGUCUUUGGGGGCGGAGAGAGAGGUGCCCAGCCUGUGCAGGACACGAAGCUGCACGUGUUUGACGCAAGUAUGGACUGGAACUACUUGUUGACUGUUUUUCUGGCCUACCCAAGUAGUUCUCUAAAUCUGAAAUCCAGUGAUAGCUUGCCUUAUUUAAAUGCUUGUAACAUGAAAUGGCAGAAGCUAAGUCCCACUGGGGCAGCUCCAGCAGGCUGUGCUGCCCACUCAGCUGUGGCUGUGGGAAAUCACCUGUACGUCUUUGGUGGAAUGACUCCUGCAGGAGCACUGGACACAAUGUACCAGUAUCACACAGAAAGGCAGCAUUGGACCUUGCUUAAAUUUGAUUCUUUUCUACCCCCUGGACGAUUGGACCAUUCCAUGUGUAUCAUUCCAUGGCCAGUGACGUGUGCUUCUGAGAAAGAAGAUUCCAACUCUCUCACUCUGAACCAUGAAGCUGAGAAAAGGGAUUCAGCUGACAAAGUAAUGAGCCACAGUGGCGACUCACAUGAGGAAGGCCAGACUGAUACACUGCUCUGUUUGGUGUUCGGUGGGAUGAAUACAGAAGGGGAAAUCUAUGAUGAUUGUAUUGUGACUAUAGUUGACUAAUAAAACCCACAUUUUUAUUACCUGUCA
Molecule: messenger RNA, 1283 nt
Organism: Mandrillus leucophaeus (drill)
Lineage: Eukaryota; Metazoa; Chordata; Mammalia; Primates; Cercopithecidae
Gene: RABEPK
Product: Rab9 effector protein with kelch motifs
Exons: 9
Coding region: 192-1256 (354 amino acids)
Molecular function (GO): protein binding
Source: RefSeq, a predicted model, not a curated record